Brassica napus (rape) is the source of this 2229-nucleotide messenger RNA. RefSeq lists its product as uncharacterized. Lineage: Eukaryota; Viridiplantae; Streptophyta; Magnoliopsida; Brassicales; Brassicaceae. The transcript has 2 exons. The record is from RefSeq and is a predicted model, not a curated record. The coding region runs from base 380 to 2083 and encodes 567 amino acids.
ACAAAUAAGAUUUAUUUCUAAGUCAUAAGAUAAAUUUUUUUAUAAAAAAAAACAUUUAACGAGAGAAACGGCGACAAAAAUGGCGAUUGCCAAUAGAAGAUGAAUCUGUGUCAGUUUCAAUUUUUUCUUUUGAUUUUGGAAGAUCGGAGGAAGGGUUAUCAUCAGGAGAGGGGGAUCGGUUUGAUUCUCAAUGCGACGGUAUAUGGCGAUUUGAAUCUGGGGGAAUCUUGGGGUUUUCAAAUAAUCUGGAGAUAUGGGGAUCGUAAGGAAAUUCCAAUUUGGAAUUUGAAUGAUUUUAGGCUGGCUAGCGAAAAACUUCUAUCUUAUUGGGAUCUGCUGGCAGGAAAAAAGGAAUUCGGGGAUCUCGUCGUUAUGAAUCAUGUCUCAAGGACAAUGGCUUGUGAAGUCUGGGGGCCAGAAGAAGCAGGCGCCAAGUGGGGGUUUGAAGAUUUCGAUCCCGAAGUUUGACAACUCCACGCUUAUUACGGGGUAUUCAAAGACUCUGAUUGGCCGGUGCAUGAAUCCGCCGAAGCAGGAGAUGAAUGGAUUGCUGUAUCAUCUCCCACGAAUCUGGAAUGUUGAAGAGAGGGUGGUGGGCGCAGACUUGGGUCUUGGAAGAUUCCAGUUUGAUUUUCAGGAAGAGGAGGAUAUCAUUGAAGUGCUUAAGAAGGGGCCUUUUCAUUUUGAUAACUGGAUGUUGUCUGUGGUGAGAUGGGAACCUGUGGUGGAGGAUAAUUAUCCUUCGAAGAUUACUUUUUGGGUGAGGGCUAUUGGAGUUCCUUUACACUUUUGGGCGGAACCGACUUUCAAGAGUAUUGGUGAUGCGUUGGGGGAGGUUCGUGGAGAUGAUGCGAUUGAUAUUAAUGAUGGGAAGAUUCGGGUGAUUUUGGAUGCGUUUAAGCCGCUGGUAUUUUCUAUCACUGUGGAGUUUCAUAGUGGGGAGGAGACAGUGAUUGCGUUGCGCUACGAUCGUCUUCAUGGCUUCUGCAGGACGUGCUCGAGCUUGAGACACGACCAAUCAAGGUGUCCUACCACGAAAGACGCAACGGAGGAUGGUGAUGUUGGUCCAUCUGACAAGCCGGAUCAAGGAGGGAAAGCGUUAAGCUAUAAGGGGGCAGUGGAGUCUCAACAUACGGAGAACACUUCUGGUGGAGAGAGUAGGAGGCAAAACCAGCAGGGGGCGGGAAAGCAGGAUGUGAAAGGGAAAGGCAUUGCUUAUGAGGGAGGAAGACAAGGGGGGGUAGCCAAAUCGGGGCCAGGGAGAAGGUAUAGAGAAAAUGGGAGACCAACGGCGAGGUAUGUUAGACAGGCUGGAUAUCUUCCACCUCACGAGCUGAAUGAUAGCUAUGUUAUGGCAACGAGUGGUAUCAAUGGGUUGAGGAACCAGGAGGUGGGAGGCCAUCUGGAUACUCAACAAAAAUUAAUGCUUGAGGCUUUCAAGAGUGGGGCAAAGGGGGAGGUUUCAGAGUCUAAGGCCCGUAAAGCUUUACUGUUUGAGAGCGAAGGUCAUGAGGAGGGACUUGCUGUAACAUCAGGUGGGGAUCCUGUAGAAACGGUUCAGAGGAGGGAAGAAGUUAUGGAGAAGUCGGGAUUCUCUAAGGAGGUGGCUACGGCAGAGACGGAAGGUAUGGAGGGAAAUAAUUUUGUGGAGUGUUCAAAUGCGGAGCAGGAAGGAAUGCAGGUGCUGGAGAUGGGAAACAAGGAAGAGGUGGUGUCGUCGGAGAUGGUAGCAGGCCUGGAUGAGGAAGAUGGGCAUUUGGAGUAUGAGAUGAUGGAGGAUGGUGUGGACGAUGUGAGUUCUGAGCGAGAGGCGUCUGGUGAUUUAAACUCCAUGGAUGUUGUGGAAGCUUCUCCGGUUGCUGAAAGUGAAGACUUAGUAGGAGAGAAAGAGCAUCAGGUCCCAAAGAAGAAGAAUGGGAAGAUCACUGCUGCUGCCAUGGGAGGAAACGCGAAGAAAAGAUUGGUUCAGAGUCUCGUGUCUCCACGGAAGAAGGCAAUGGCAAAACAAGGCAGUAAGGCGGGAGACAAGGGUCAAGUCCCCACCAGGAAGGCUUUGAUUAAGCCGAAACCAGACCAGGAUUAAUUUCCUUGGUUUUUUUUCAAUUAAGUUAUGAAUAAGUGUAGGGCUUUUGAUAUGAAGUUUCUGGUUUAUUAUAUUUUGUUCUCUUGGUUUAAGUUGUCUCUGAUAAAGUCAGGGAGUUGGAAUAAAGGAGUUGGUUCCCGUUUUAA